This is a messenger RNA of Physella acuta, 808 nucleotides long. RefSeq names its product integumentary mucin C.1-like. The record is from RefSeq and is a predicted model, not a curated record. NCBI's taxonomy places the organism in Eukaryota, Metazoa, Mollusca, Gastropoda, Physidae.
GCCAACCUUAGCUGCCAGAUUCACUGUGGUAGAGUUCGAGCGUCUAGAGAAUGAUGUCCUUUGCAUGUGCCGCUCUACUAUGUGCUGCCGUCUUCUUGGGGUCGGCGCCCCAGGGGUGCGUCGGUCAGCAGAUCACCGUAAAUACCAGCACGGGCACCAUUUACAGCACGGCCCUCUCAUGCCCCAGCACGAUUUACGGCUUGGCUGACUGUAUGCCUGCGGCCUGCUACUGGUCGGGGUCAAGGUCACAGUGCUGCAUGUACACCAACAAAACAGCAUCGGGGGUAAUAUUCCAACAAUGUAAAUGCAACAGCAACAUAAACUGUGCGCCAGCUACAACAACACCUUUGACAACCACUACGACUACCACGCCAACAACAACCACGACCACACCGACAACAACCACCACAACGAAAACGACAACUACAACGAAGCCAACUACCACCGGCCCCCCUACUUUCUACGAGACCGCCAACUGCUGUAACGCCACCAGCACCACCACCAUGCCUGUUACGUGUGCUGCCUAUGACCCCUGUUUCCUGUCCACCUAUAGGAGCAAGUGCUGCCUGUCAAGUACGCGCAUCAUUGCGCAAGUUCCAACAUUUGAUGGUACCCUUGUGAAUCUCUUGCUGGUAGAUAAUGUUUGUCGCUGCACCUCUGAUGUUCCCUGUUCACGAUAAAAAAAAAAUAGGUCAUCUGUCAUGUAGGCUGAAUACAAAACGCUGACAGCUGUCAAGACAGGCUGAAUGGCUGAAAAAUAUAACAUUUUUUAAAUCAAUAAAAUCAUUUAAUCAGAAGUGCAGUUUUG